Messenger RNA from Alligator mississippiensis (American alligator), 1308 nucleotides. Its product is annotated as antigen-presenting glycoprotein CD1d2-like. NCBI's taxonomy places the organism in Eukaryota, Metazoa, Chordata, Crocodylia, Alligatoridae. The record is from RefSeq and is a predicted model, not a curated record. Gene Ontology annotation, cellular component: external side of plasma membrane. Gene Ontology annotation, biological process: immune response; antigen processing and presentation, endogenous lipid antigen via MHC class Ib; positive regulation of T cell mediated cytotoxicity. Gene Ontology annotation, molecular function: lipopeptide binding; exogenous lipid antigen binding; endogenous lipid antigen binding. The coding region runs from base 1 to 1023 and encodes 340 amino acids. The transcript has 5 exons.
AUGGCCUUCCCCUUGCCAACCCCCUUGUCCUCCUUGCCACCCCCCACGGAGCCCCACACCUUUCGAAUGCUGGUGACCAUGCACUUCCAUGACACCGGCACCAGGACAUCUGAUACCCAGGGCACUGCACUGCUGAGCGAUAUUCCCACCCAUGCCAUGGACUGUGGCACUUGCCCCAUUCACUUCCACCAGCCCUGGGCCCACCAGGGGCUAUCCCCCAAGCAGUGGGGAGACCUGGAGCAAGAAAUACAUCUCUACCUUGCGCUCAUCAGCCAGAGGAUUACUGUGUUAGUGCAGGAGGCAGGCGUGGGCUUCACCUUUGUGAUCCAGAUCCUCUUGGGCUGUGAGAUCCUCCCCAAUGGCACCUUCCACACCUUUUGCCAGACUGCCCGGGACAGGCAGGACUUUGUGAGCUAUGACCUGGCCACAGGCGAGUGGACAGUCAUGCCAGGGGAUGAACUGGCCCAGCGAGUUUAUGAGUACUACAGCCAGGACCAGGGCAUAGCAAGCCAUCUGCGGUUCCUGCUCCAGGACCUCUGUGUCUCUGAGGCCCAGAGCUUUGCCUACUAUGGGAAGGAAGUGCUGAAGAGGCAGGAACUCCUGGUGGCCGUGGUGUUUGCCCAGCAGCCUCCUGUUGCCCCAGAACUCCCACUGAUGUUGGUUUGCUGGGUCACUGGCUUCUACCCGCAACCCAUCCAUGUGGCCUGGUUGCAGGAUGGUGAGGAGGUGCCUCCAGGCCCGGGGCUCAGUUCCAGUGGCCUCCUGCCCAACGCUGACCUGACCUAUCAGCUGCGCAUUGUCCUGGCCAUUGACCCAUCUGCUGGGCACCACUACGCCUGCCAUGUGGAGCACAGCAGUCUGGGAGGCCACAGCCUCAUCAUGCCUUGGGCUUGGUGCAGGGGGCUCAGCAGGCACUGGGAUGUGGGCCUGAUUUUGGGUAUUUCCAUCUCCUUGCUGGCUACAGCUGGCCUGGCAGCCAUCCUGUUGUGGAGGAGACACUGUGAGUCCCUCUCCCUACCCUAGGGGACAAAAGGAUGGUGAACCUAGCUCCCCGAGCUCACCAUCCUCUUUCUCUUCCUGCAGGAUCUGUGCACCCAGAGAAGAGGAGCAGCCCAGGGCUGCAGCUGCUACCCACUGCCCUUGGUCUUCAGUGGCUGGGGGUCUCUGACUAAGCAAGACCAGCCAGGCCCAACACCUGUGGGUCAGCAAGAAGGGGUUGGUCAGGCUAGGAGCCUGGACACCUGGGUACCAUGCCAGCUCUGGGAGGAGAAUGAGGCUGGGGUGCAGUUAGAGAGAGGCUGGCAUGGG